Molecule: messenger RNA, 1260 nt
Organism: Gryllus bimaculatus (two-spotted cricket)
Lineage: Eukaryota; Metazoa; Arthropoda; Insecta; Orthoptera; Gryllidae
Source: the annotation of a GenBank genome assembly
AUGGUUGGCACAACUUUGGCUUGUAAAAUUGGCAUGUUGGAAAAACUUUCAGAUAAGACUGUUCUUUUACUAGAAGGUAGUCCUGAGAAGGAAUGGAUAUUUGAUAACCGUUACAGUAAUAGGGUGUCAGCCAUAAACCCAAGUACCAAAAAUUUAAUGGAAUCCAUUGAUGUUUGGAAACAUAUAACAGAAAGAAGAUUCAAAGUGGUAAAAAAAAUGCAAGUUUGGGAUGCCAUUUCUGAUGCAAUGAUUACAUUCACUUCAGAUGAGAAGUUCAGUGACAUUGCUUACAUUGUAGAAAAUGAUUUAAUUCUUGCUUCAGUUACCAAACAGUUAAAACAUUUAAAUAAUGUUUCCAUACAGUAUGGUGCUAAAGUUAAAAACUGUGUAUUACCUCAAAGUGGAAGUUCUGAACAAGUGAGUGUAGAAUUGGAAGAUGGAACUGAAUUAAAAUGUUCUUUACUUGUUGGAGCAGAUGGUGCAAGCUCACUGGUGCGUAAAACAAUGGGAGUGCAGUAUUUGUCAUGGAAUUAUCAUCAGAUGGGUAUUGUGGCAACACUACGUUUAUCUGAACCUACAGACAAUGUUGUUGCAUGGCAAAGGUUUCUUCCAUCUGGUCCCAUUGCCUUGCUUCCUUUAAAUGAUGAAUUGAGUUCAUUAGUGUGGAGUACUGGUACAGAAGAAGCAAAAGCAAUUCUUAAGUUGUCUGAUGAAGAAUUUGUUGAUACUCUUAAUGAAGCUUUAUGGAAACAAUAUCCGAGUGAUAAUAUAGUUAAUUCAGCUACUAAACAUUUCAACUCUGUUCUGGAGUUUCUGACAUUAACAUCUAAUGCUGUUCGUCAACUGCAACCUAGUAUUGUCUCUGUAGAAAGUAAAAGUCGGGCUGCAUUUCCUCUUGGAUUCGGUCAUUCAACCAAAUAUGUUGCUCCAGGAGUGGCUCUAAUCGGAGAUGCAGCUCACAGAGUGCAUCCACUAGCUGGACAGGGAGUGAAUCUUGGCUUUGGAGAUGUUGUGGCUCUUACUAAUCAGCUAGUGGAUGCUGUUAGUGAGGGGAAUUGUGUUAGUAACAUCAACUAUCUUUUGCGGUAUGAAACUCUCAGACAGAGACAUAAUGUUCCCACAAUGUUAGUUAUUGAUGGUUUACAAAAGUUGUAUGGGACCACCAUUACUCCACUUGUAGUAUUACGUAGUUUAGGGUUGCAACUCAUCCAUUCAGUACCACCAGUUAAAAGAGCUAUUUUAAAUCAUGCUUCAGUGUGA